AUGACGUCGACCCUGGUCCUUUUCAUGCGGACGAAUGAACUUGAUCUAUCACUUGGAAAAUUCUACAAUACCUCCUUCGGUUUUCACUUGGAAUUUGCCGAUGCAUUCACAGAUACAAUUUCACAAGGUCAAUCAAUCACAACCUCUCAGACCAUCAUAUCUGCGGGUGGUGAAUUUGAAUUAGGAUUCUUUUCUCCUGGAAACUCCACAAAAUACUAUGUGGGGAUAUGGUACAAGAAAGUAUCAGAGCUAACCAUUGUGUGGGUAGCUAACCGAGAUUAUUCAUUCACAAAUCCGUCUGUGGUUCUUACUGUCAGGACAGAUGGUAACCUCGAGGUUUGGGAGGGGAAAAUUUCAUACAGGGUGACAAACAUAUCAUCAAACAGCAAAACUAGUGCCACCCUGUUGGAUUCUGGAAAUCUUGUUUUGAGAAAUGACAACUCGAGUAUCUUAUGGCAGAGCUUUGACUAUCCAUCGCACACUUUCUUGCCGGGGAUGAAACUUGGAUACGACAAAAGGGCUGGAAAAACAUGGUCAUUAGUGUCAUGGAAGAGCGCAGAAGAUCCCAGUCCAGGAGUUUUCUCCCUGAAGUACGACCCUAAGGGAACCGGCCAGAUUUUUAUCUUGCAAGGGUCUACGAUGUACUGGGCUAGUGGCACCUGGAACAGGGAUGGGCAGGUUUUCAACUUGAUUCGUGAGAUGCGCUUAAACUAUGUGUUUAAUUUCAGUUAUUCGUUUAGUAAGGAGGAGAGCUAUUUCAAUUACUCUAUUUAUAAUUCUUCCAUUAUAAGCAGAUUGGUGCUGGAUGUGUCAGGGCAGAUUAAGCAAAUGGCAUGGCUUGAAGCCUCUCAUCAAUGGUAUAUGUCUUGGUUUCAACCAAAAACGCAAUGUGAGGUUUAUGCUUACUGUGGGCCUUUUGGAAUCUGCCAUGACCAUGCAGUCGAUAGAUUCUGUGAAUGUUUGCCAGGUUUUGAACCUGGCUUCCCUAAUAACUGGAACUUGAACGACACAUCUGGAGGGUGUGUGAGGAAAGCAGAUUUGCAGUGUGGCAAUAGUACUCAUGCUAAUGGGGAGAGAGACCAGUUUCAUCGGGUGUCUAAUGUGAGACUGCCAGAUUAUCCACUAACACUCCCAACGAGUGGUGCCAUGCAGUGCGAGUCAGAUUGCCUAAAUAACUGCUCUUGCUCUGCUUAUGCCUACUACAUGGAGAAGUGUACAGUAUGGGGUGGAGAUCUUCUAAACUUGCAACAGCUAUCAGAUGACAACAGUAAUGGUCAAGAUUUCUAUCUCAAACUUGCGGCCUCUGAGCUAAAUGGGAAAGUUUCAAGCAGCAAGUGGAAGGUAUGGCUAAUUGUUACACUGGCCAUUUCCCUAACUUCAGCCUUUGUCAUUUGGGGGAUACGGAGAAGGCUACGAAGAAAAGGGGAAAAUUUGUUACUAUUUGAUUUAAGUAACAGCUCGGUAGGUGCCAACUAUGAACUUAGUGAGGCAAAUAAAGUAUGGAGAAGCAAGAAGAAGGAAGUUGAUUUGCCAAUGUUCAGUUUUGUGAGCGUAUCUGCUGCUACCAAUAACUUCUCGAUUGAAAAUAAACUAGGAGAGGGUGGUUUUGGACCUGUUUACAAGGGAAAGUCACAAAAAGGGUAUGAGGUAGCUGUGAAGAGGCUUUCAAAAAGAUCUGGACAGGGAUGGGAGGAGUUAAAAAAUGAGACCAUGCUCAUAGCCAAGCUACAACAUAAGAAUCUUGUGAAGCUGUUGGGCUGCUGCAUUGAGCAAGAUGAGAAGAUAUUGAUUUAUGAGUAUAUGCCCAACAAAAGCUUGGAUUUCUUCCUAUUUGAUCCUACAAAACAUGGGAUUCUGAAUUGGAAGACACGGGUUCACAUCAUUGAAGGGGUUGCUCAAGGACUUCUUUAUCUGCAUCAGUACUCCAGAUUGAGGAUUAUUCAUCGAGAUUUGAAGGCUAGCAACAUUCUUCUGGAUAAGGAUAAGAAUCCUAAAAUAUCAGAUUUUGGAAUGGCAAGAAUAUUUGGAGGCAACGAAUCAAAAGCAACAAAUCAUAUAGUUGGGACUUAUGGCUAUAUGUCCCCUGAGUAUGCUUUGGAAGGUCUUUUCUCCACUAAAUCUGAUGUCUUUAGCUUUGGGGUCUUGUUACUGGAGAUUUUGAGUGGCAAGAAGAAUACUGGAUUUUACCAAACCGACUCGCUCAAUCUUCUUGGAUAUGCAUGGGAUUUGUGGAAAGACAGCAGGGGGCAGGAGUUGAUGGAUCCAGGGUUGGAAGAAACAUUGCCAACACACAUUCUGUUGAGGUACAUCAAUGUAGGCCUUCUUUGUGUUCAAGAAAGUGCAGAUGACAGGCCUACCAUGUCUGAUGUUGUCUCAAUGCUUGGCAAUGAAAGUGUACGUUUACCUUCUCCAAAACAACCGGCAUUUUCAAAUCUGAGAAGUGGGGUGGAACCACAUAUAUCCCAAAACAGGCCAGAAAUUUGUUCCUUAAAUGGUGUGACACUUUCAGUUAUGGAAGCACGAUAAUGGUUCAGAACUUAAUAUAUAAUAUGCUUAAAUUUCAGCAUAUUGUCUUGUAUUGUUCUUGGUGAAUUCAUAGCUCAUAUACUAAAAUGGACAAGUGACCUUAUGUGUGUAUUUUUCUUCCAAAACAGUUUAAUAAUCAUCUUGUACUCAA
Molecule: messenger RNA, 2677 nt
Organism: Vitis riparia (riverbank grape)
Lineage: Eukaryota; Viridiplantae; Streptophyta; Magnoliopsida; Vitales; Vitaceae
Product: receptor-like serine/threonine-protein kinase SD1-7
Exons: 8
Coding region: 1-2526 (841 amino acids)
Biological process (GO): protein phosphorylation; recognition of pollen
Molecular function (GO): protein serine/threonine kinase activity; ATP binding
Source: RefSeq, a predicted model, not a curated record